This is a messenger RNA of Camelina sativa (false flax), 1621 nucleotides long. RefSeq names its product transcription factor KUA1. Lineage: Eukaryota; Viridiplantae; Streptophyta; Magnoliopsida; Brassicales; Brassicaceae. Gene Ontology annotation, molecular function: zinc ion binding; DNA binding. The record is from RefSeq and is a predicted model, not a curated record. Gene Ontology annotation, biological process: response to ethylene; response to gibberellin.
AAAGAAAAUUAAAAAGAAAAAAAGAAUUUAUGUAAUAAAUCCGACCAGAUAAACCAAUAUUAUUGUCUUUCUUCCGCUCCUUGUCUCUCUAUCUCUCUCUCAAUUAGAUUCUGUGCUUCUGCGAUCAGCUAAGAUCCGAUCCGCCACCGUCUCAGAACUCCGAUCAGAUCCGAUUCUAGAUAAGCAAAUCGGGUCGGGUAUGACUCGUCGGUGCUCUCACUGCAAUCACAAUGGCCACAACUCUAGGACUUGUCCCAAUCGCGGGGUGAAGCUGUUUGGUGUUAGGCUCACCGAAGGUUCGAUCCGGAAAAGUGCAAGUAUGGGUAAUCUUAGCCAUUACACGGGUUCUGGAUCGGGUGGGCAUGGUGGAACCGGGUCUAUUACUCCUGGUUCUCCGGGUGAUGUCCCUGACCAUGUCCCUGGUGAUGGUUAUGCUUCCGAGGAUUUCGUUGCUGGCUCUUCCUCUAGCCGCGAGAGAAAGAAAGGAACUCCAUGGACAGAGGAGGAACACAGGAUGUUCUUAUUAGGUUUACAGAAGCUGGGAAAAGGCGAUUGGCGAGGUAUCUCAAGGAACUAUGUGACUACAAGGACACCUACACAAGUUGCUAGCCAUGCUCAGAAGUAUUUCAUCAGACAAUCCAAUGUGUCUCGUCGCAAAAGACGUUCUAGUCUCUUUGAUAUGGUUCCUGAUGAGGUUGGAGAUAUUCCGAUGGAUUUGCAAGAACCGGACGGAGAGAACAUUCCUGUGGAAACAGAAAUGCAAAGUGCUGACUCCGUUCAUCAGACACUUGCUGCUCCUAGCUCCCUUCAAGCACCAUCAAUCUUGGAAAUUGAAGAAUGUGAAUCCAUGGACUCCACAAACUCUACCACCGGGGAACCAGCCGCAACUGCUGCUGCUGCUGCUUCUUCUUCUGCUUCCAGACUGGAAGAAACUACACAACCGCAACCGCAACCACAACCGCAACCGCAACCGCAACCGCAACAACAACUACCUGGCUCAUUCCCCAUACUCUAUCCAACCUACUUCUCACCGUAUUACCCGUUUCCAUUCCCAAUAUGGCCUGCUGGUUAUGUUCCUGAACCACCCAAGAAAGAGGAAACUCAUGAGAUUCUCAGACCAACUGCCGUGCACUCCAAAGCCCCUAUCAAUGUUGAUGAGCUUCUCGGUAUGUCUAAGCUUAGCCUUGCAGAGUCCAACAAGAAUGGAGAAUCCGAUCAGUCUCUUUCGCUGAAGCUAGGUGGCGGCUCAUCCUCAAGACAAUCAGCAUUUCACCCAAACCCUAGCUCUGAUAGUUCGGACAUCAAAAGCGUGAUACACGCUCUGUAAAAGGAUCUUUGGAAAGUGACUGUCUAAAAAUGGCAACUUGAUGGAAGAUCUCUGAUCUAUGGGGUUGGGGUUGUGACAGGUUAGUUCUUGGUUUACAGUAACUUAAAUAAGAUUUGCUUUGUUAGGUUGUUUAACUUGGUAGGAUGUUUUUUAGUUCAGCUUUGAUCAUUAGGGGAAAAGAAAAAAAAAAGAAAAAAAAGGGAGAAAAAUAAAUUAUUAUUUUUUUUGCUUACAUUUCUUUAUAUUUUGUAUGCUUUUUAUUUUUGACUCUAGGAUGCGUUAAUUUUCGUUUAA